UACAAUUACCUCUGAUGCGUGCCGAUAGUACUGUUAGUCCCAAGAAGGAAGUACAUCACUAUUCCUUUGUGUACAUCGCCCAUCCCCGCGCCGUCACAGGUUUCUCUUGGAGGAAAACAAGCAAGUACAUGCCGAGGGGCUCGGUGGCCAACAUGCUUGUGACAUCCUGUGCUGAUAAUGUCUGUCGACUGUGGUGUGAAACCAUCCUUCCUGAUGAUGGACUCGUUGACCUUGAACAAUUUGAUCCUGCCACGACCUCCGAAAGAAAGUUUCAUACUCACCGACAUAAAAAACGCUUCAUGCAACGUCUUAAAACCAUCAGACACGCCAUUCACAAGCGGAGAAAGCAUCAUAAGUUUGGCCCUGACACGUUGAUGAGUAUGGCGAACCUAUCCAGCAUUAACAGUGUAGCCAGUAUUCACGAUUUCCACAAGUUUGCCCUCCACAACAACGGUGUAGCUCCGCCUCUACACUUCCACUUAGCCGCGAGUAUCAACCCAGAAACAG
Messenger RNA from Pecten maximus, 507 nucleotides. Its product is annotated as dmX-like protein 2. Gene Ontology annotation, cellular component: RAVE complex. Gene Ontology annotation, biological process: vacuolar acidification. Lineage: Eukaryota; Metazoa; Mollusca; Bivalvia; Pectinida; Pectinidae. The transcript has 3 exons. The record is from RefSeq and is a predicted model, not a curated record. The annotation marks the transcript as partial.